Volvox carteri f. nagariensis is the source of this 300-nucleotide messenger RNA. RefSeq lists its product as uncharacterized. The record is from RefSeq and is a predicted model, not a curated record. The transcript has 3 exons. Lineage: Eukaryota; Viridiplantae; Chlorophyta; Chlorophyceae; Chlamydomonadales; Volvocaceae. The annotation marks the transcript as partial.
GAAAAAGGCCGCGGUGGCAGCAACACCAAAGGUGAAGAGCCGCAGCGGCGGCGGGGGAGGAGAAGUACACCGCCAGAACAACAAAACGGCUGUCACGGUGAGAGGAAAAAGGCCGCGGAAAAAGGCCGCGGUGGCAGCAACACCAAAGGUGAAGAGCCGCAGCGGCGGCGGGGGAGGAGAAGUACACCGCCAGAACAACAAAACGGCUGUCACGGUGAGAGGAAAAAGGCCGCGGUGGCAGAAAAAGGCCGCGGUGGCAGCAACACCAAAGGUGAAGAGCCGCAGCGGCGGCGGGGGAGG